AAAAUGCUGUUCAAAGUGAACCAGAGAAGAGGGAGCAUGGUGUCACAGAGACUUGUUUCAAUAUUGAACCAGAGGAGAGAGAGCAUGGUGUCACAGAGACUGGUGUUCUAAGUGAACCAGAGGAGAGAGAGUAUGGUGUCACAGAGACUUGUGUUAAUAGUGAACCAGAGGAGAGGGAGCAUGGUGUCAUAGAGACUGGUGUUCUAAGUGAACCAGAGAAGAGAGAGUAUGGUGUCAUAGAAACUGAUUUUCAAAGUGAACCAGAGGAGAGGGAGCAUGGUGUCACAGAGACUGGUGUUCUAAGUGAACCAGAGGAGAGAGAGCAUGGUGUCACAGAGACUUGUGUUAAUAGCGAACUAGAGAAGAGGGAGCAUGGUGUAAAAAAAAGGUAUUUAGACAAAACAAAAAGGAAAAACUGUUCAGUGCUUAGACCUCCUUAUAUUGCCAACUUUUGUCCAAGACAGAUUUUGGCAUUAAAGGGAGGGUGGCAAUAA
Messenger RNA from Saccostrea cuccullata (small rock oyster), 494 nucleotides. RefSeq names its product semenogelin-2-like. The record is from RefSeq and is a predicted model, not a curated record. Lineage: Eukaryota; Metazoa; Mollusca; Bivalvia; Ostreida; Ostreidae. The transcript has a single exon. The annotation marks the transcript as partial.